Molecule: messenger RNA, 4508 nt
Organism: Archocentrus centrarchus (flier cichlid)
Lineage: Eukaryota; Metazoa; Chordata; Actinopteri; Cichliformes; Cichlidae
Gene: inpp4b
Product: inositol polyphosphate-4-phosphatase type II B
Exons: 22
Coding region: 5-2839 (944 amino acids)
Cellular component (GO): cytoplasm
Molecular function (GO): phosphatidylinositol-3,4-bisphosphate 4-phosphatase activity
Source: RefSeq, a predicted model, not a curated record
ACAGAUGGAGGACGGCACGCAGCACCUGGGACACUGCAUGGUUGACAUGACGGAGCUGAGUGCCAGUCCUGAAGGACUGAGCGCUGCUGGUGUAAUUCUAACACCCAAGCUGCCUCAGGUGGAGUUCAGCCUUGCCUGUAAUGAUCUGGUGGCCUCAGGCAGAGACAGGAAGCCCAAUGCUUUGGUCCAGGUGGCUGUCAUAGAUCCCCACAAGCAGCACCUUGUGUCUCACGCCUGCACAGAGAUAGUCGAGGCGAACAAAGACCCACUGUUUCUGACGGGGGUGACCUUCCCUUCAGAGUAUCCUGCUAGCCCAGAGACGCUAGUGAAACUAAGCGUGUACGAUGCAAAGGACAAGACCCAGGAAUCAAGCAGCUUCCUGGGUAGUGCCACAUUUUCAGUUGGGGAUCUUCUGCGGGCGAAGGAUGAACGACUGACCUUGAGUCUCAGGUCAUCUGAUGGUGUGUGCUCAGCAGGAACAGUGGUGGUGAGUCGUUUGAAGAUGGGGGAGAUGGAGGAAGCUGAUAUGGACCACAUCACCACUGACAUGCCAUCACAGAAGUGUCCACUGGUAUGUGAGUCUGCGCACCAUUCCUGCACCGACAGAGAAAAUAACCCACUGACCGGGCCAGUGUUCAAGAACCCAGUAUGCAAGGUGUACAGAUUUCAAACAGUGGACAGCAGGUGGAUGCUUGUGCGGGAACAAAUGGAGGAGUGCACUCUGUCAUUCAGUAUCCCCAAACAGCUGCUCUUGCUGUACAUUCAGGAGGACAUGAUCAGGGUGAAGGAUCUAAAGGAAUUGGGAGAGCUUUCCCCUCACUGGGACAACUUACGGAAGGAGGUGAUGACACGGUACGCAGGAAUAAUCAGCUCCUACCAAGAGACCUUAGCUGAAAUGGACAAGAUUAAUGGUCGCUCAUUUAAGCCAAGCUGCUGCAAAGCUCAAAAGUCUCUGGAGUUUAUCCCAAUAAACCUGCACACCCAGAGGAUGAGGGUGACGUGCCCCAAAAAAACAGAUGCAUUUUAUGACAUUGUCACUGUUGGUGCCCCAGCAGCCCACUUCCAGGGCUUCAAGUGUGGUGGUCUGCAGCGACUCCUGAGCAGAUAUGAAACAGAGAAAAAGAGCUUCAGCACUGCCUACCAGUGUAUCUACUACUCCCCAGAGCACACAGCCAAAGCUCAGGAGGUACUCAGCACCAUGAGCCUCCUCCAGCCCCUCAUCACGAGCUUAGUGGACCAGCUCCUUCAGGCUGCCCAUGAGCACUCUCCACCUGGACUGAGGGAUGCACUCAAGCACCUUUCUGACAAGACAGAACAAUUUGUUCACACACUUAAGGAUGAAUUGGUCAAGAGUGCACUCCUAGCACUGCACGCAGCGCAGCCGGGCUACAUUUCCAAGAACCAGAAGUCGACUCCGGUGCAGAGCCAACAUCAAGGCCACGCCAACCAGACCAAUGACCAGAAUCAGAACCCAGUUCAGGGACUUCCAGGCCACAGUCCGGCCACAUCAGUCCCUGAGAGCACAGUGGUGUGUAAUAAUGUGGAAGGAUCCCAAACAACGGCUGGAGGAGAGCGUUUGCCACUGAAGCACCAAGACACCAUACCGCACCAUAAAGAGUAUGACGAGGAGGAAUGGGACAGGCUCUGGGCUAAUGUGGCCAAAUGUCUCAACUGUGUAAUCGCUAUGGUGGAUAAACUCCAAGAAGAAGACAACACCAAGCAGGAUCCAGUCCCAGAGCAUCAGCUAGCUGAUGUCAUCACCUCCCACAAUCCUGGUGACUGGAGGGAGCAGUUAUCUCCUCUGGUGACCAGGUUAAAGGAUUGUGUGAUGGAGGUGGUGGAGAAGGCGAAGAGAGCCAUGACCUUUGUGCUCCUGCAGGAGGCAGCCUGUAGCAUUCCACAGGGCUUCCUCCUCCAGCAGAGGCGAGACGUAGUCUUCAGUCAGGCACUGGCAGCCUUGGCCUGUGGAUUCGUCAUGCGGUUGUAUGCAGGAAUGCAGGACAAAGGCUUCCUGAGGCAGCUCCACCUCGUUGGCCUGGUAGCUCAGUUUGAGAGCCUGCUCAGCACUUACAGUGAAGAGAUUGGGAUGCUGGAGGACAUGGAAGUAGGACUCUCAGACCUGCAGCGAGUCACAUUCAAGAUUACAGAGGCCAAGACAGAUGAUCUCAGUGACCUUCAGCCUUUAGUUUGUGGCAGACGAGACCACUUCACUGUAGAAGUGCCAUUACCACAAAUGGUUUUCCAGACCUUACCAGAGGAAAUCAAGGAGGGCAAGCCUCUACAAGUAUUCCCAGUGCUGUUUAACGUGGGAAUCAAUGAACAACAAACUAUAGCAGAAAGGUUCGGAGAUAUCUCUCUACAAGAAAGAAUAAACCAGAAGAACUUUGAGACAUUAGAAGCCUAUUACAAAUCAUUAAGUGAAAAGGUGCCAGUAGAAUGUCUACCGUGUUUUCAGACACAGACUGACAUAAAGGAAUUACUUGAAACCUUGGGCCAGAAUGUAAUCGCAAAGAAGAAAAAGAAUGUGGAGAUACUAUGGAUUGCUGGAACAAUCUGCCGAAGGUUAAAUGGCAUCAGGUUUACCAGCUGUAAAAGUGCCAAAGACCGAACAUCCAUGUCUGUCACUUUAGAGCAGUGUGCCCUCCUACGUGAUGAACACCAGCUCAGCAAGGACUUCUUCGUGCGCGCACUGGACUGCAUGCGCAGAGAAGGAUGUCGCAUUGAGAAUGUUCAAAAGAAUAUUAGAUGCAGGAAAUAUGCCUUCAACAUGCUGCAGCUGAUGGCCUUUCCAAAGUGCUACAGACCACCAGAGGGGACCUACGGCAAAGUUGACUCUUGAGGAUUGAAGCUGCGUACUAUAAAUUUAGUCAUCCAGUGUUAUCCAAGAAGUAACAUUAAAGAUUAUAAAUGAUAGUAUGUAAAAUAUAUUGUUAAUGACAAAAACACUUGCUGGAGGUGUGUGUGUGUGUGUGUGUGUGUCUAGGCAUUCAAAGGUUUGGAAGAAAAUUGGUCUAUUUUUAAAUUUUAAACGCACUUUCCACCUUACCACGCAUUGGUCACAGCUCAAGCAGCAAUAAGCAGGACAACUUGUGACUAAAUUAAAGUCUUAUAUAAUGUGUAUAUGUUUGUGUGUGUGUGUGUGUGUGUGUGAGAGAGAGAGAGAGAGAGAGAGAGAGAAACAUAACUGAUCUCAAAGAACAGCUUUCAAAAGAGUGGCGCUUUGUGUUUGUUUUAUGGUGAUGAUGCCUACACUCUGACCUCCCCUUAAAAAAUGAUAGUUUGGAAACACUGACCCUUUUCUGUUACAUAGUUUCCAUGACACACGUUCCAGUGAUUUUUUGCGGUAUAAACAGUGUUCUCCAUGGGAAAACUGUGUUCAGAUGUGUGGUUCUCAAAAAGAUAUGAGUGCAGCGUUCAAAACUCAAGUAUGACUUUUAUGCAACAAUUUAUGUACUUCUGCUGGUCUCAAGAAAUCAGUAUCUAUAUUUUUCAUAUUUAUAGUAAACUGCAGUAUUCAGGUUCAAGUUUACCUGUUGGUCAUUGACUGUAGGCAACAAAUUUUCCUUUGCUUGACUUUUCCUUUUGUAUUGCAAUACAUAAUUGCAAUGCAGUUAUGUAUAAUUGCAUUGCAAUACAUAAUUGCAAUGCAGUUAUGUAUAAUUAAACUGCAUGCUGCAUCUGUCACACCAGCUUGGCUUCAUAGUAGGAGAGGCAGGGUGCUAAAGUGGCCUGCCUGCAGUCCAGACUUUUCACCAACUGAAAACACGUAGAUCAUUAUGAAACCAAAAACACGACAAAGAAGGAUUGUUGAGCAGCCAAAUUCCUAAAACAGAUAAUAAGGAAACAACAUUUCUCUUUUAAAAGUCCUGCAGCUGCUCUCCUCAGUUUUCAUGUCCCUGUCCCAACUUUUUGAGGCAUGUUCCUGCCAUCAAAACCAAAAUGACCUUGUUUUUCUUUAAAAUUAUACAUUUUCGGGCGCCUGGGUGGCUUAGUGGUGAAGCCGACGACCAUAUACACACGCCGCGGCGCGGGUUCGCGUCCCAGCCAGUCGCCAAUUUGCCCGCGUGUCUUCCACCGUAUCUUUCCCCCAUUUCCUGUCACUCUCCACUGUAGACAAAAAGCCGCUGUGGCCAAAAAUGCAAAAAAAAAUUAUACAUUUUCUCAGUUUAAACAUUGGAUAUGUUCUGUUUGUUGUAUCGUGACUAAAAUAUGGGUUUAUAAGAUUUGCAAAUCAUUGCAUUCUGUUUUUACUUACAUUUUACUUUGCAUCUCAAUUUGGGGGGGAAUUGGGGUACAUUAAAAGAACAUGAAGGGCAGGGAAAAGUUGAACAAUUGAAUCCAGUUUCUGAAUGCUAUGGAGAACAUUUCUAUUAUUUAUUUUUGUAUUCUAAAAUGCUUUUUUAUUCUAAGGGUUGAUACCUUGGGUUUUAAUGCACAUUUACAAUAAGUUGUAUUACAUUUGACACAAGCACAAAUGUCUGAUUAAAAUAAAAGUGGUUUGAUGCUGA